CUGAAACACUCAGUGAAAGCACACGUGGGUCUCUGUUCAGGGGGGAGAGCCAGCGCUGCACAGGGACAGAGAGCCGGAGAAGGAGUGUGCAUGUGUGUUUGAGGAAGCAAAGCGGUGAUUUCAGCUCAAGUAGAGAAGCGCUUAUGGGAUGUGAGUGAGUACAAACAACAAGUUCAACCCUUCAGGAUCAAUUCUCAAAGUCUGACUGUCAAGAAAAACUAAAUUCAAAGGGUCUGUAGUGGCAGAGCAAUGUAAUACUAGAGCGCAACUGUGCCAGAGGACUAUCCGGAGAGCAAACAAGUGCAGGAUUGGUUCCAAAGCUAAAACCCCCAUGCAUUACGAACUCUAGAGUCUUACAAGAAACAGUCGAGAUUAGUGUGGAGAGGUUUGGAAAUUUCAGCACCUGCUGACAAUGUCUUUCACGAUGGUGCGACAGGCUCCCAGCCGAUACCUGUACUCGGAGAUCUCAAUGAUGUCGGAGGACGAUGAAAACGGAAGCGAGAGCUCAGGCUCAGACGACCGCUCGUUUCGCUUGGACGCCUCGGGGUACGACGUUAAAGUUGGAAAAAAGAGAAAACCUGGAGUAAGUGGAGGCGGACGGAUGAUUGGGCCACCACCCAUUUCCGCCAGCUUUAUAGGUCCGUUGCCCGAGGGCCGUCAACGCAACGCAGCCAACGCACGGGAGCGGGACCGCACCAAUAGCGUCAAUACGGCCUUCACCGCAUUGAGGACUCUCAUCCCCACAGAGCCCGCCGACCGGAAGCUAUCAAAGAUCGAGACCUUACGGUUGGCAUCCAGUUACAUAUCUCACCUUGGGAACGUUCUCCUGGUGGGUGAAGCAUGCGGAGACGGCCAGCCGUGCCACAGCGGAGGGCCCUCGACCUCAAACUACUACCACCACCACCACGGCUCACCCAGCCGGGACUCGGAGAACUCGCAGCCCAAACAGAUCUGCACGUUUUGCCUCAGCAACCAGAGGAAAGUGAGCAAAGACAGAGAGAGAAAAUCAGCCCUGAGGAGUUAAGCCACGACAUGAAUGGAUUUACAAAACAUUAGCAUCACCAGUGUACAAAAACUGUUGACUGCAAAUGCAAUGUUAUGGUGUAUAUAUGCAAAUAUCAAUUCAUAUUUAAUUAUUUGUAAAUCGCCUUUGGACUGGAGCAUUUAUUGGAGAAAAACAAA
Molecule: messenger RNA, 1182 nt
Organism: Rhinichthys klamathensis goyatoka
Lineage: Eukaryota; Metazoa; Chordata; Actinopteri; Cypriniformes; Leuciscidae
Gene: scxa
Product: scleraxis bHLH transcription factor a
Exons: 2
Coding region: 413-1024 (203 amino acids)
Biological process (GO): regulation of transcription by RNA polymerase II; developmental process
Molecular function (GO): protein dimerization activity; RNA polymerase II transcription regulatory region sequence-specific DNA binding; DNA-binding transcription factor activity, RNA polymerase II-specific
Source: RefSeq, a predicted model, not a curated record